AUGGAGAAAGAUGCUUUUGAAGAGCUUAAGAAGCUGGCAGCUACAUCCUUGAAUGAAAAAGACUGUCAGGCUGAGGAGGACAAACAAUCGAAGAGACCUACUAGGGUUCCAGAUGCUGUGAAGCACCGAGGUUUUGUUGCCUAUGAGCGAGAGAGCAUUUCGUACAGAGAACCUAGUAUUCGGAUGAAUGACUGGAAAGAAGUUAUGGAAGAAUUAAGACCUGGCCCACUUCUGAAGACACAAUCUGCUCGUUGUAUGGACUGUGGCACUCCUUUUUGUCAUCAGGAGCAUUCUGGAUGCCCUCUUGGAAAUAAAAUUCCUGAAUUCAAUGAAUUGGUGUACCAAAAUAGAUGGCAUGAAGCAUUGGAUAGGCUCAUGGAGACUAAUAACUUUCCUGAGUUCACGGGCCGGGUAUGCCCUGCACCUUGUGAAGGGGCUUGUGUCCUUGGUAUUAUCGAGAAUCCCGUCUCUAUCAAAAGCAUGGAGUGUGCUAUAAUAGACAAAGCUUUUGAGGAGGGAUGGAUGGAGCCACGACCUCCCCUGAAGAGAACUGAGAAAAAAGUUGCCAUUAUUGGAAGUGGGCCUGCUGGCUUAGCUGCUGCUGACCAGUUAAAUAAAAUGGGUCAUACUGUGACCGUGUUUGAGCGGUCCGACAGAAUUGGUGGUCUUAUGAUGUACGGGGUGCCUAACAUGAAGGCCGAUAAAGUCGAUAUUGUCCAAAGACGGGUUAACCUCAUGGAAAAGGAAGGUGUAAACUUUGUGGUAAAUGCUAAUGUUGGGAAGGAUCCUGCAUACUCGCUUAAUCAGCUUCGUAAGGAUCAUGAUGCUAUUGUUUUGGCUGUAGGAGCCACGAAGCCAAGGGACCUCCCUGUUCCUGGACGAGAACUGUCUGGAGUCCAUUUUGCAAUGGAGUUUCUUCAUGCUAAUACGAAAAGCUUGCUCGAUAGCAAUCUUAAGGAUGGUAAUUACAUCUCUGCCAAGGGCAAGAAGGUAGUGGUAAUUGGUGGGGGUGACACCGGUACAGAUUGUAUUGGAACAUCUAUCAGACAUGGUUGCAGCAGCAUCGUAAAUCUAGAGCUUCUCCCUGAGCCACCACGAACUCGAGCAGCUGGAAACCCUUGGCCUCAGUGGCCCCGCAUAUUCCGUGUAGAUUAUGGGCAUCAAGAAGCUGCAUCGAAGUUUGGCAAGGAUCCUAGGUCUUAUGAGGUUAUGACAAAGCGGUUUGUUGGAGAUGAGCAUGGAGUGGUGAAAGGACUGGAGAUUGUGCGUGUCCAUUGGGAGAAGGAUGCAAUUGGGAAGUUUUCAUUUAAAGAAGUUGAAGGCAGUGAGGAGAUCAUUGAAGCUGAUUUAGUCUUACUAGCCAUGGGAUUCCUCGGGCCUGAAUCAACUCUACCUGAAAAACUGGGCUUGGAGAGGGACAAUAGGUCCAACCUCAAAGCAGAAUAUGGACGCUUCUCAACCAAUGUGGAAGGGAUUUUUGCUGCUGGAGAUUGCCGCCGUGGUCAAUCUCUAGUCGUGUGGGCAAUUUCCGAAGGCCGACAAGCAGCUGCACAAGUUGACAAUUACCUAAUGAAAGAUGAGAAUGACGUCCUGAUUAGCACAGAGAGACCUGAAGAAUCGACAAAGACACAAGAUAGCAACAGACAAGCAGUUAUGACGUAG
Olea europaea var. sylvestris is the source of this 1662-nucleotide messenger RNA. RefSeq names its product glutamate synthase [NADH], amyloplastic-like. NCBI's taxonomy places the organism in Eukaryota, Viridiplantae, Streptophyta, Magnoliopsida, Lamiales, Oleaceae. The coding region runs from base 1 to 1662 and encodes 553 amino acids. The record is from RefSeq and is a predicted model, not a curated record. Gene Ontology annotation, molecular function: iron-sulfur cluster binding; oxidoreductase activity, acting on the CH-NH2 group of donors, NAD or NADP as acceptor. The transcript has 7 exons.